Diplodia corticola is the source of this 3390-nucleotide messenger RNA. RefSeq names its product myosin heavy chain. Bases 1 to 3390 code for a protein of 1129 amino acids. Lineage: Eukaryota; Fungi; Ascomycota; Dothideomycetes; Botryosphaeriales; Botryosphaeriaceae. The record is from RefSeq and is a predicted model, not a curated record. The transcript is spliced from 3 exons.
AUGGCCAACCACGGGAGUUCCGCGGCCAUGGGCGCCCUCAGUCUGUUCCCGGCGCCCACGCGCCAGCACACCGCUUCUUCCACGACGUCAAGCCGACGAGAAAUCGCGCGCGACGGUGGAGCUGCCUCGCCGCAGCAGCACUCGACCAAGGUGUCGGAACUUAGUCAUCUCGCCCUGGUCAAAGGCCAGCGCGACACCAUCCGCACCGAACUGCGCGCCACCCAGGCCGCGACCCAGGAAGCCCAACAAUCCGUGUCGUCGCUGCGCAAGCUCGCCUUCCGCCUUGCGGUGCGUAUCAGCGUCAAGGAGGCCAAAGUUGCCCAGGCUGCCCGCAGCCUGGCCAAUUCCCGCCGCCAUGACUACGUACACAGCCGCAGGCAUGAGGGACGCAUUGCGCAGCUUCAGGCUACCCUUGCUUGCCAUGAGCAAAGGAAUCGGGAACUGCUUCAUAAUCUGGAACAGGCUGCUCAGCUUACUAUACAGUCACAGCAGCAGCACCUGUCGUCAAGCCGCCGCCCGCUCUCCUACGUCCCUACUGGCCAGCGCCCCAUCUCGCCGCCGCUGACCUCGCCGCCCUCGACUCCGCCGCCCUCGCCGCCAGCUAGGAUCUCGAGCCGAACCUCUCAGACCACACCAAGGCGACCAUCCGACAUUGUCGCCGACCUCACCGAGAUCAGGACCACCAACGAGCGCCUGAUCAAGGCCAAGAAGGAGUCCGACCAUGCCCUGCUGCUAUGCCGCUCGCGCAUAGUUUCCCUGCAAGAGGACUUCCACCAGUCCCAGAACCAUGUGCGCAGCCUGGAGAAGUCCAACGACGGCCUGGCGCAUAUGGUCAAGGAUUUCGAGGCCAAAGUCCGCACUCUUGAGGAAGAGAGAGCUCGCCUCGAGCGAGAGCUCCAGUCCACUCAAGAGAAGCUCAUCGUCUCUUCCAAGACCGAGGGAACCCUACGUGCCGAGCUUGAGGAGCACAAAUCCAGGAUCGCCGAGUUGGAAGCAGAGUGUGAGACGAGUCGUUCCCGCAUCACCGAGCUGGAGGAGUCCUGGUCUCACAUCGAGGAAGACCUCUCCGGCUGCAAGCUUCAGCUCAAGACGUUGGAACGCGACCGUCUGGCACUGCAAGAAGAGCUCUUCGUUGUCCGCAAAAGGCUAUCCACCUCGGACAGGUCGCAUGCCGACCUGCAGGAGAAACUCGCGAGCAAGGAAGCGGACAUCGCCAAGCUCCGCGAAGAGCUCAAGCACGGUCAAGACAGCGCCGACGCUCUCCAGCAGACUGUUACCUUCUACGAGAAUGCGGCUCGUGAAUUGCAAGCUAAGAUCGCGGCUGCCAACGGUGCCAUGACCAUCCUUGAGAAACAACUCGAAGUCGCCGAGUCAUCCAAAAAGAGCAUGUAUGCCGACAUGGAGCAGCUCAAGGAGUCGAAGAGGGAGACAGAGCAGAAGCUUCAGCAUCAAAUCCAGGCUCGCACCGCUCUUCAGUGGGAUGUCAACCAAUUGGAACAAUCCAAGACCCGGCUCAACCAGGAAAUCCAGCGUAUGCGAGCCAGGAUCGAGAGUCGCAACCUCGAAGAAUCCGAACUGAAGGACCAGGUGACAGAGCUCCUCAAGUCACGACGGAGUCUGCAGAACCAGCUGCGUGAAGCGCUGCGUCAGCUGGAUAUCGAGGAACAGAAGAACCCCGAGGCUGCGGAUGAACUCGAGAGACUGAGGAAGUCCAAGGAAGAACUGGAAGCGAACUUAGCCCAACUGAAGGACACGACAGGUGGCCUGCACGCCGAUCUCCAACUAACUAGAAAGAAACUCGAUACCACGGAAAAGUCGAGGACGGAGUUGCAAGAGCAGUUGGAAGUCUCGCAGAAGGCGAAUGACGGCCUAAGAGGUGAUGUGCGUGCCCUGAAACUCUCCAAAGCCCAUUUGGAAUCCGACUUGAGCAUGGCCCUCCAGUCCCGAGCAAACCUCGAAGCGACGGUCCGCGCGAAUAGGACGAAGCUUUUGGUUGCUGAGACUAACGAAAUCAAUCUCCAGGCCAAACUUUCCGCGGCGGAAGAAGAGGUUGCCAAGCUUCGCGCGCUUGUCACUGAAGCCAGACGCGUCGAGGGCAAGCUGGAAGCUCGCAUCGCCGUCGCCGAGGAAGAACUGUCUGCUGUGAGGAAAGCGAACGAGGAGCUUGAGACUUUUCUCAGCGAGGCCCGCGACAACCUCGACGACGAGACCAAGGCCAAGCUAAUCGCCGCCGAGGAGCUCCGGGAAAAGUACCAGAAGAAACUGUCGAUGACUGAAGAGGAAAUCCACAGACUCCAGGCCGAGAACAAAUCCCUGGACUUGGAGAUCGAGAGGAGGGACCACGACAUCGAAGAACUUCGGAACCAGGAAUCCAGCCUCAGUGCUGAGCUUCGCUCCAAGGAUCAGUGGAUCGGGGACCUCAACCAAGCCAACGUAGAGUUCGCCCAGGGUAUGGAAUCCAUCGAGUAUGAGUUGCGCAUCCUUCGUGAGACCAAGAAGACGUUUCAGACAGUGGUGAAGGAGCUAAGGGAGAGGGGCACUCAACUUGAGACUCUGAGAGAGUGGACCGUGGAUGAUGGUCCGGCUCACAGCGGGGACAAGCCGCUUCCCCACGCUCCUCACAAGAUGAGAAGGACAUCCACGUUGAUUUCAGAAGAAUUCCGCCCUUCAUCUCGGGCCUCAUCCCAUCGAUCCUCGGAGGGCGAAGAUGAUCUUGACGCGUGGGCGAAGGAAGUUGAGCGUGUUCGCUUGCUCCGUGAUGAGACCGUCAUCCAGCUGAAAGGUCUACGUCAGUCAGAGUCGUUGCUGCGGAAGAACCUGAAGGCCAGUGAGAUGGAACUGCAGCGGCUUGGUACCCAUCAGCCACAGCACAACCCUCCACCAAAGAAGAACGUCAACGUCUUUCGCCGCGUGUUCCAGUGGAGCUCGCGCAACAACAAGACGAGCGGCCAGGUGUCGUGGAACAAGCCCGCCAACCAGCAACAAGCCGCACAGGGUAUGCAGAAGGCAGGUCUUUCCGUCGGUCGCGUCCCAGAAGCGCGGCCAUCGGUGGACGUGCGGGGGCAAAUUGGCGGUGGGAGAGGCGGCGACAUCUACUUCGAUAUCGAGUCGCGGACGUGGAAGACAGUAGAUGAGGACACAGGCGCAACUCUGACGCCGGUGCGCACGCGGAACAUGAGCAGCCCCAACCCGCACGCAAUGACGGCGUCACCAGCGUCGACAGUGCCGAAGUCGCGCAGCGGGACCCUCACGAAGGGACGCAGGCCCACGACCCGAGGCAGUGCUAGCAGCGGCAGCAUUGGCAGCGGGCGUCGGGUAAGAAUCGCUGAGCCCUUCGACGGGGAGAAGCUCUCCUGGGGAGGAAGGAUGAAGAAGAGAAUGGGGUUGUAA